Molecule: messenger RNA, 3890 nt
Organism: Malaya genurostris
Lineage: Eukaryota; Metazoa; Arthropoda; Insecta; Diptera; Culicidae
Product: P protein-like
Exons: 11
Coding region: 914-3604 (896 amino acids)
Biological process (GO): transmembrane transport
Cellular component (GO): membrane
Source: RefSeq, a predicted model, not a curated record
CCGAAAAGGAAACAAGACGAGUGGAUAUCAUGUUUCUCGUCCGGGGCCCGCGCUUGGAUCGGGUCUGAAAACAUCUACUGCCGCCAGUCGUCAGUCGAAUUCCAGUCACUGCCACGUUCGGAAUGCGUCCCCGUCGUGGAACGCCGAAAUAGCGGUUGGUUGUGCGUGUGUUCGCUAGGGAAAAAAAGGACGAUAACCAUCUGUGCUUAAAGCUGCGGUGAAAAUUGUGUUUCAGCUUCUUUUUCUUUUGUUUUUGGGUGUCGGUGAAAUAGUUGAAUGAGUUUGAAGGUGAAAAUAUGAGUGAGAAAUAGCAGGCCGAAAUUUGAAUUGCAGAACAUUGGUGAAUAAAACUGUUCAGGAUAUCUAUUUGAAUAGCUAAUUAGUAGAUCAAAAAAUCAAUCGGCGAAAUAUUUCUUUAAAGUGCAUUGGUAGCUUCCUAGAAUUACCGUUAGGUACACUGGUACUUUACAUAGCCAGCAGCUUUGCAUCGAUUUAUUUCACCCGAUAACUCACCGCUACAAACGCGAAGGUGUGGGAAAAAAACCGCUAGGUUCCGGCUGUAGAAACUACAGUCGGAAACCAUCCGACCAUCAGCACCAUUGAUACUCACGUGACAAUUGCCAGCCCAGCAGCGACAACAGCGGUGGUCGUUGCGGGGCCAAUCACCAUGCGGCUGAAAGGUUCACGGAAGAGUUUCGGCCGACAUCGAUCCAGGAAUGUGCUAGAGUUUCCUCAUCCCAGCACACCAUCCUUCACUUAUAACAAAAACUACGUAAAACAGUUUUGUUGGGAACUAUGUGUAUAAUCGUUGAUCGGUAGCGUGAUCGAUUUUCCGGACAGUGUAAGUUACAAAGACAGCUGAAGUAGUAAUACUAAUAGUAGUAGUAGUAGUAUAAGAAGAAAAAGACACCUGAUGGAUUAUUUCAACAAUUUGAACCCAUUCCGACGGCGUCGGCCGGGGUCCGAUGAUGCGACGGAGCCCAAUACGGGGGGCUCGCCGACGACCCCACCGAUACCGCCACCGACGAUCGUACUCUCGCCGGCCAGUCCGUCGUCGGGGCAAAUUUCCGAUGGUUCCAGCGAAUCAAACGGCUCGAACGGAGACAAAAAACACAAGAAGAAAAACAAACGUGAUCAUGGCAUUUCCGUUGUUCCGAUCAGUGAGGUGACGGAAGCGUCGCUGGAACUAUGGCGCACACUGCCGUCCAAGAUCCGGCAGGAUCCGAGCAUGGUGUCGUUCCGGCAGGUUGAACUCGAGCAGGCCCGGUUACAUGGUGACGACCAUGACGCUUCGUUUUCCGACAUGCAACCGGUGGAGGAUGAGCCGGAAGAAGAUGAGCCGGGGGAUUACGAUGAGGAUGAGAACGGGAGUGAGUACAUCACCAUCAACGUGACCAACGAGGAGGGCGAAAACAAAGAGGUCGAACACAUCAAGGAAAAGCGAGAAAUCCCGAAGCCCCACGUGCACCAUCUCGCCGGUCACUACAUCAGCAAUAUCACGCCAAAGCACGAAGAUUUCAGUGACACCGGUCAAAACCAGAUGGACGAGGAUCAUCCCAUUCGGAAGUACUCGAAAAUCAUCUGUCUGUUCAUCACGUGGAUGGUGAUAAUGUGCUUCCUGGCGCUGAAGGACGAGAAAAUUAUAGCCGAGAAACACCUCUCGAUUCCGGUUGGAAAACCCCGAUCGUACAUUCUGCCGAAGCUUCCGCUGAGCACUCGCGUUAAGCUUUCAUUCGAGGGCACGUUUCUCGGGGAACAGUUCAGCAACAUCACCGAGAACUAUUUGACAAUCUACCUGCAAUCUCUGACCUCGGACCUGGACAGGAACGUAUCAGACUCGCGCAGUGCCGAACUAGGUUCGGUUCGAAAUAUCAGCGAUCCCUGGCAUAUCCCGAUCGUUCAUCCGUACCUCUUUGACAAUGCACCGGUCAUUAAAAAACCGCACAUAUUCGAUAUCGGUGACAGCAACUUCGAGCGCAUCCAUCAGCAGAGCAGUGUGGUUCGAUUGAUUGUGAAAAGUAACAUCCAGACCAGUAUCCCGAUUGCAGUGCAGUACGAUCAGUCCCCCGUGAACCGGGACGUGGGUGUGAUCUACGCUGCGUUCGUGCUGAUCUUCCUGUACGCGUUGAUCGUUUGGGAGAUCGUUCAUCGAACGUUUGCGGCCGUGAUUGCGUCGACACUGGCGAUCUCCAUUCUGGCUGCACUGGACGAUCGACCGACGAUGGAUGACGUGGUGGGUUGGAUUGAUGUGGAAACGAUUCUGCUGCUGUUUUCGAUGAUGAUCCUGGUGGCUAUUCUGGCGGAGACGGGGAUCUUUGAUUUUCUCGCUGUUUACAUUUAUAAGAUCACCAAUGGAAAAGUUUGGCAACUCAUCCACUGCUUAUGCAUCUGCACCACGCUGAUCUCGUCCUUUCUGGAUAAUGUGACCACGGUACUGCUGAUGGCUCCCAUCACAAUAAGAUUGUGCGAAGUAAUGGACAUGAAUCCUGUUCCGAUCCUGAUGGCCAUCACAGUACACGCAAACAUUGGAGGAACAACGACACCGGUUGGGGAUCCACCAAACGUGAUCAUCACGUCGAACCAGUAUAUUCUGAAACACGGGGUAACAUUUUUAACGUUUACUGCUCAUAUGCUGCUCGGAGUGGUCAUCGUCGUAGUGGCCACCAACAUCCACCUUCGCAUCAAGUUCCGGAAUAUCAACAGUCUCCGGAUGCACGAACCCAAGGAACUGCGUGAGUUGCGACGAAACAUCAGAGUGUGGGAACUAGCCGCCGGAAAGAUUCCACCCUAUUCGAAGGAUGCCAACAUUGUACGCGAGACACUGAUGAAAAAGGUUCGCCUGUUGAAGCACGAGCUGAAGAAGAUGAUGACCAAAGUGAGCCUGCCGAAGGACGUUUAUCGUUCGACACUCGAGGAGCUGCAAAAGGAACAUCCGAUCAAAAACAAAGGAUUGCUUAUCAAAUCUGGGGUCGCUUGUGCCCUGGUCAUUGCACUGUUCUUCCUGGAAUCGAUUCCCGAGCUACGGCGACUGUCCUCCGGAUGGGCUGCCCUACUGGGUGUAGUUCUUUUGCUAAUCAUCGCCGACAAAAACGACAUGGAUGCGAUUCUCUCGCGUGUCGAGUGGCCAACCUUGCUCUUCUUCGCGGCGAUGUUCACCCUGAUGGAAGCCGUCGAACGGAUGGGUCUAAUCGAUUGGAUUGGCCAUGCGACUGAGACCAUCAUUCUGGCCGUGUCCGAAGAUCUCCGGCUGGCGAUAGCCAUCAUCAUUAUACUGUGGAUUUCGGCACUCACGUCGGCUUUCGUCGAUAGCAUUCCGGUGACAGCGAUGAUGGUCAAGAUCGUCGUGACACUGUCGGAAAAGUCAUCCCUCGGUCUACCACUUCAACCGCUGGUGUGGGCUCUAGCCUUUGGAACAUGCUUAGGAGGCAACGGAACCCUGGUCGGUGCUUCCGCCAACGUCAUUUGUGCAGGAAUUGCGGAACAACACGGUUAUCAGUUCAGUUUCAUGGACUAUUUCAAACUCGGAUUUCCCAUCAUGCUGGUGAGCGUGAUUGUAACGACCGGAUAUUUGAUUAUGGCCCACGUCGUGUUCGCCUGGCACUGAGCCAAACAAAUCUUGGCUCCGGCAGGGAAGACUGGAAGGGAUCAAACUGGGAAAUAUCAUACUGUUCGCGGGAUGUGGAGAGUUUGUAAUUAUAGUACUAUAAGACUAUACUAUAUCGUGUCGAUUUCUUCGACACCAGUGAGUGUGUUUUUCUUCUUAUCAACUAGUUAGAUUACGAUUCAUCAUCCACUUGUUACAUUUGUGUUGUAUUUUUUCUUACUUGCAUAUGUUUGUAUAACUGGAAAAUUUUAAUGUAAUACGAAUAAAUUAAAAACCAAUUACUAGA